Klebsormidium nitens is the source of this 1749-nucleotide messenger RNA. The record is from the annotation of a GenBank genome assembly. Lineage: Eukaryota; Viridiplantae; Streptophyta; Klebsormidiophyceae; Klebsormidiales; Klebsormidiaceae.
AUGCAACGCCUAUUGAAAUACACCGCGACUUUGGACGCUAGCCGCCAAUCUUUUCCAGCUGCGAUCGCGCUGCCACUAAGACUCAUGGAGCGGCUCCUGGCCAGCAGCCAGGUUGAGGACUUCCUGGCUCGCCUGAGGGAAAGCAUCGCGCAAUCCGAAGCGGUGGGAAUUGUUAGUGUUGAAGCAGCAGGCGAAGAAUGGAGCGGGCAGGAAGCAGAUGUCGGCUUGCGGAGGCCUCUGCCCUUCAGGCCCCCUAACCGGCCUGCUGACAUUAUGACAGGACAGAGCGCUCCUUUCUAUGGAUACUACGCUGGUGGGAAUCAAGCAGGCCAAAGCAGCAACCCAGUUACGUUCUCGGGAAGCUUCCCUCCGCGUCAAGUGCAACAUUCACCAGAAACACCAGGGGUCUUCUCAAGGACCAAGGAGUUAGAAGCUCUUGAAAGUGUCGCAGCUCAGAAUCUUAAGCAGCGCAUGAUCCUCAAGUGGCAGCUUGACAUCCGAGCAAGCAUUUUGAGAGCUCAGCUGGAGGAAACAGAGCAAGAGAUGCAGAAGAACGCGACGGAACUAGGGUUUGCAGGCAGGCAGGCUCAAGAGAUCAGAGAUCUGAGACGUCAGAUAGACCUGAACAGCAUGCACGUUUACCAGCCUCCAUCCAGCAAUUCAGGGGGUGGCCCUUUUGCAGAAAGCGAACGGAACUUACCUCCAUGGGAACAAGCUGAGCAGACCAGAAACUCUCAGGUUCUUCUGGGGGCGUUCGUCCAACGUGGUGCACUUGCAGCUUCUUCGGCGCCGCUUCCACCGGAAGAACUGGCGACAAGAAUUGCUUCUCUCGGGAAAGACGUCGCGGUUGGCUCUGUGGGAGAUCGACAGCCUCUCUCUCCCCAGCCGUUCUUGACACCAUCGAAGGUGACGCAAGAAGGUUCUCAAAUCGCGCACGGAAAGGAUGCAGCGGGUGAUGAGGAAGGAGGAGAGGAGCUCGUGAAGAGAGCAACAAGUCAGGCCGAAGACAAGGGUAGCAGACAAGAGGUCGUUCCAGACAAUUCAUUUUCUGAGGGGGCCGGAAAAGCCGUCAAAGAGCCUGAGGAAAACAGGGCAAAGCAGGAUGUCCCGAUUGUUGGUGUGGAAACAGCAGGCAGAAGCGAAGUUGCGGGAGGGAACGCAACGGGACAGAAGGGAGCCGUAGCCGAAAAUCAAACAAAGCCGCAGCCAGGCGAAGGCUCUUCAGUUAGUAAGAGGGUGCAGAAUGAAGAAGAGAAAGAAGGGCGGAGCGAAGAUCAGAGGAAAGAAGAGCAGAAGCCAAACUCGACGUCAGCUGCGCCAGAGAGCAGAACUGAAAGCGUGCACGAGAGGAGACAGAGCUCUGGCAGCAAAGCGGAGCGGGUGGCUACGGUCGAAGCUCCUGUGCCAGAGUCGGAACGGAGGCCGCAGAUUGCAAGGCGCAAUGCGGACGAAGGGAAGAGACCGGAAAAAGAUGUCCAGAGAAGCAGAGAGAGCGGAGGAGGGAGGCAAGAAGACGCUGAGAAGGAGAGGGGGCGCCCGGAAAGAGUGCAUCACGCAGGGCGAGUCGGCGAAAUGCUUUCUGAAGAGAAGGGCCGCUGGAUGGAGAAGAGGAAGAGCCCCACAACAGGGAUUAGCGGCGCUCCGGCAGAAAAGCUCAAGAGCAGCCAAGUGGAGUACCAGAUGCUUCAGCUGAAGAGAAGGAGGUGGGAGACGCCGCGGAAGGAAUCAGACCGCCAGCCGCAGAAAUGA